GUGAUAAUUGCCGCUUUCUACUUGCGACCGCUCCUCUGCAGAGACUCGGCGCGACGACGGCGCAGCUCAAUAGUCAGGGCAGCCACCAUCAAUUUGCCAUCAAAUUCAUUUAAAACAUGGCAUCUUGGCGCCGCACUUCUGUCUGAACGAGACAGCAUCUCCCAACAGGGGCCUGGCUGUGGAUAGACGCCUCACUCCACGCAAUUUGAGUUGGUGUCUUCGCCAAGAGGGUCGCUAAGAGAUGCCUAGGGGGUCCAGAAGAGCUUCCUCUUUGUUCACAUCGCCCGUAGGAUUGCUCUGGCCCCAUGGCCGUCUCGCUUGGCCCUGAGCGUGCCAUGGACACGUCAUCCUCCUCGGAGUCCAGCCCGGCUGCGCGGCCGGCCAGGCGCCACUUCUGGCGGUCUAUCAAAAGGCGGUUUAGCCGGAGAAGGAGCGAAGACGACCCUGAUGGCAGCAGCACCUCCGAGGCCUCCCCUGCUGCGCCAGAGUCGCUGACUGCUCUUAGGCAGGGCUCCUCCUCUUCCUCCGCCCCUGUCAGUGUCCCCCGCGCCGUUCCUUCUCUGCUCCGGCUGCCUGAUACCCCGCCCAGCUCUGGAGGGGAGGACGGAGCGGAACCACGGGCGAGGCUGGGGCGCUUCUCGCGGUGGCGCUCUCUCAAAGCUGCAGGGAAGGUGGUUCAUGCUUCUCCCAGUUACAGCAGCAGCCCGCAGGACACCGGUGUUCGGAAGGACGGGGAGACGGGGGCACCCACCAAGGAUGCGCCAGGGUCCAAACCGGGGCCGCACAGCUCCGUAGAGGACGAGCGAGCUCCGAUGCAGGACGCUGCAUCCCCUCUGCAGCCGGUCCGCGCUUCGGGCGAGCAGUCGGAGCCAACCAGUGAUGCGGCAGCAUACACUCGGCCACAGGGGAACGUACUGCCAUACAGCCAAUCUCUGCCGCUACCGUUUGCCUCUCUGAAUCAGCCACAGCCUGCUCUCCUGUCUGCUGCGCCACCCCCCAGCCCGCUGGGUUGCGGGGCCCCGCUGUGGUUGCUCGAAGAGGCCCCCGCCAGCAUCCUGAGCUACCCACCCUCGCAAGCGGCCCGGCCGCCGCCCGAGCGACGCACCCUGCUGGCGGGGUGGGAGGACGGGCCGGGCAGCCCUGCGGGGUCGGCCUCUGCUGAGAGCAGCAGCCUGAGCGAGGAGGACGCAAAGCGCGGGGCGCCCCCGCGGCCGGGCACACCCACUCAGUAUGGCAGCAGCCCCUCCAGCUACAGCAGCCGCGACAGCAGCCCCAGCACGCGAAGCACGGACAAGGGCCACCGGCCACAGGGUGGCGGCAUUGGUCCGCUCUUCCGGGGCCGCAAGUCGCAGCGGCAGAGCGAGCGCAUGUCAGCAUCGUGGAACGGGUGGGACCGUGACGCACUGCAAGCGUGGGAGAAUGACAGCAGCCCGGAGAGCACCGCCAACCAGGGGGCACCACCUUCCGAGGCCGCGCCGCCGGGCGCGUCAGUGGCCAGUAGUAGCAGCAGCGGGCUGGCGCGACCCCAGCAGGGGGGCGCGGCCCCGCACGACAGGACAGCACGACAGAUGGAGCAGGAGGCCGCGGGCGGGUGGUUUGCGCGGCGCACAGAGGACAGUAGGGAGAAUAGGCAGGACAGCAGCAGCAGCAGCACCACCGGGACAGCCCCCCCACUGAGCAGCAUCAGGCACGGACCGCUUGUACAGGCACCCCCUCGACAGUUACUGGACAGCCCCCUUCGCUUCCCUGCCUCCUCGGCAUCAAUGCCAUUGGGAGGGCCGACGCGCCGUCCGCCCUCCCCCAGCCCCCCUCCUUCGCGUACAGCGGGAGGCGGCAGCCGGCUUGGCGGCGGGGGAGCCAGCUCACGCAGCAGAACAGCCAACGUGUACAGGAGUGCCCUCUUGGGGGGUGGCCGCGGUCCCUCCCCCAGUGCUGCCGCCAGCCGCAGUAGCCGCGCCGCCGCCUUCACCAGCUCCGCUACAGCGCGAGCCACGCGUGAAGGGGGGGCAGAUGCGGGGGCUGCCCGCACCGGGGCCGGGCGGCCCGACCGGGGCAGCAUGUCGCGGAUAGUGGCGCUGGCAGAGGCGCUCUUCGAGGUGCUGGAUGAGCUCCAGGCGCAGAGCGGCCCCGCUGUGCCGUGGGCGCCCCCCGGUCCCACCCGCGGCCGGCAGCCGGCUCCGCGCGCGGUGGUCCAGGCGCUGCCCCUCCACGUGUUCGAACCACAGGAGCCGACCGCCACGACGGCCAACAGCGGGGAGGCAGAGCAGGACGCACUGCCACAGUGCUACAUCUGCCUGACGGAGUACCUGGCGGGGGAGGCGCUGCGGCGGCUGCCGUGCGGCCACGAGUACCACAGCCCGUGCAUCGACAAGUGGCUCCUCCAGGUCCACAGGGUGUGCCCCGUGUGUCGUCGAGACGUGUGCACCAGGGAGCGGGCCAGCGAGGACAGUACGACAGUCGGCCAGGCAGUCAGCAACGCAUGAUGGCCGGCCUGGCGUGACGAGAGUGCCAUGCGGGCGUGGGGUCCCGAGCAGCGCCUUCUGCCGUGGUUCUUGUUGGUUGUGCAGCCGCCUGAUCAGAUUGCGUAGUCGGCUGCUUGAUAUACUGCACGCGUCCCCCAACCAGAUAACUGCGGGAUUUGUUUGUUUGAGGCUUGGAAGCAGAUGGCAGUCAAACGGACCGCGUAAUCCAUGUUGCAUCAAACAUUGAGUCGUUUUGUUUAGGCAGACAGCCGCUGUAAUGAUGUGCAAUCUGUCAUGGGUAUAUACGUCAGUUGUUGUUAUGUCUAUUGAUGUGGUACAGCGAGGGACUCCUGUCAAUCAUUGUGCUUAGAUGGUGUCUUUGAGCAGUUUUUGAUAAGGCGGAUGUUUGGGGAGUAUAGGUUAAUGUAUGCUCAAUUGUCAUUGACGAACUAAUGGCAAGAGGCCGCCAAGCCGUUCUUAACAAACUCACUUUCGGACACUAUUGCGUAUGAGCAGAAUCACUG
Messenger RNA from Klebsormidium nitens, 2986 nucleotides. NCBI's taxonomy places the organism in Eukaryota, Viridiplantae, Streptophyta, Klebsormidiophyceae, Klebsormidiales, Klebsormidiaceae. The record is from the annotation of a GenBank genome assembly.